Sander lucioperca (pikeperch) is the source of this 474-nucleotide messenger RNA. RefSeq names its product histone H2B-like. Bases 16 to 426 code for a protein of 136 amino acids. Gene Ontology annotation, molecular function: DNA binding; structural constituent of chromatin; protein heterodimerization activity. The transcript has a single exon. Lineage: Eukaryota; Metazoa; Chordata; Actinopteri; Perciformes; Percidae. The record is from RefSeq and is a predicted model, not a curated record. Gene Ontology annotation, cellular component: nucleosome.
UCGGCCGGAGCGAGAAUGAGUCAUCCGUUUGAGGGAAUCCCGGACGAAGCAACCAUGCCUGCGGAACCAGUCAAAGCGCCCAAGAAGGGCUCAAAGAAAGCGGUCUCCAAAGCCACCAAGACCGGAAAGAAGAGGCGAAAGUCUAGAAAGGAGAGCUACGCCAUAUACGUGUACAAGGUGCUGAAGCAGGUCCACCCUGACACCGGUAUCUCCUCCAAGGCCAUGGGCAUCAUGAACUCCUUUGUGAGCGACAUCUUUGAGCGUAUCGCCGGUGAGGCCUCCCGUCUGGCUCACUACAACAAGCGCUCCACCAUCACCUCCAGGGAGAUCCAGACCGCCGUGAGGCUGCUGCUGCCCGGGGAGCUGGCCAAGCACGCCGUGUCCGAGGGCACCAAGGCCGUCACCAAGUACACCAGCUCCAAGUAAACAGCCCUGCUGUUACCCCAACAACCCAAAGGCUCUUUUAAGAGCCAC